Miscanthus lutarioriparius is the source of this 333-nucleotide messenger RNA. NCBI's taxonomy places the organism in Eukaryota, Viridiplantae, Streptophyta, Magnoliopsida, Poales, Poaceae. The record is from the annotation of a GenBank genome assembly.
AUGAGGCCGCUCCUUGUGCUUGCUCUGCUUUUUGUGAUUGCCGGUGCGGCGCAUGGCGCGGGGGAGUGCGGGAGAGCCUCCGCUGACAGGGUGGCGCUAAGGCUGGCGCCAUGCAUCUCGGCCGCCGACGACCCGCAGUCGACGCCGACGAGCAGCUGCUGCUCGGCCGUGCACGCCAUCGGGAAGAGCCCCAGCUGCCUCUGCGCCGUCAUGCUGUCCGGCACCGCCAGGGCUGCCGGGAUCAAGCCGGAGGUCGCCAUUACCAUCCCCAAGCGCUGCAACAUGGCCGAUCGCCCCGUCGGCUACAAGUGCGGAGAUUACACGCUGCCCUGA